AUGUCAAAUUACGAGGUCAAACUCAAUAGUCAACAGUCAUGUGUUAAUUUAAGCUCAUGCUUGUAUGUCCUAGCAAACGAAGGGAAUGAGCGCAACAACCGAGAUUCCAUCGAUUCUAAUCAACGGCAUCAGGCAAGCACGUCUUCUUCAGUAAAUCAACCAACAUCAAUAUGCGAGAUUGAUCUGGAAUUUGAUAAAGAUUCUAUUCACGAAGCUGAAAGUACUCCUGGUGUAUAUUACAACAACUCGGUCGCUUUGCAGAGGCCUAAAGUUUCUGUUGACGGUCUUGUUGAAUACGUUGAUUCAUUAACACAGGAUGAUAUCAAAGUUGCAUUUGAGAAAUUUCCCCAAGGGCUUAUUAAGCCGUACGUUCACUCCCAAAGAAGUGGCAACUUGCAAAGAAACAGAUACAAGGGCAUUUAUCCAUAUGACGAUUGCAGAGUAAAGAUUCGGGAUGAAGAUACGGAUUACAUCAAUGCAAGUUUUAUUGAUGGAUAUAAAAAGAGGAAAGAGUACAUCGCGACCUUAGGACCAAUGUCGCAGCAACUGGGAGAUGAAUUCGAACCCUUCUGGCGAAUGGUUUGGCAACAGAAGGUUGAGAAAAUUGUCAUGGUCACAAACUUGAUUGAAAAUGGGACGGGUAAAUGUGAACAGUAUUGGCCAAACGUUGGUACUAACAAGAUGUAUGGCGAGUUUAGAAUUAGGUGUCAUUCGGAGGACAUGUAUGCCGAGUUUACGAGAAGAGCCCUUACAAUUGCAAAGUCAUCCGAAGAAAGGUCCAUCUACCAACUGCACUUCACAUGUUGGCCAGACAAAGGCAUUCCUGAUGAUGUCACAGCAAUCAUUGAAUUCAGACAAAGAGUACUGAAUACGCCUACAGCGUAUAAAGGGCCUACUGUGGUCCACUGCAGUGCUGGUGUGGGACGAACGGGCACAUACAUUGCUCUGGACAUCCUGACGAAGGAGGGUGAAACUGAAGGAGCGGUUGAUAUCCCUGGAUGUGUGGUCAACAUGCGACAGAACAGGCCGAACAUGAUACAGACUAUGGAGCAGUAUCAAUAUCUCCACAAGGCUGUUGUGUAUUCCCUGACUUUCAAUUGCACACCGAUCAAGGCAGAACAGUUUCAGCAAUACAUGAAGACAACAAGAAGAGCUGACUUAAACAGGCAAUUUCAACAACUUCAGCACACCGUUGAACAGCGAUCAAAACAGGAAGCAAACGCAGUCAAAAGAAAUAAAGAACACUUGGCUAAAAACCGAGCCAAUGCAGACAUACCAGGUGAUGAAAAUCGACCACGACUCUACCUUCGGUUGGAAAGUGGAUCGUCCGAUUACAUCAAUGCUGUGUACAUACAUGGUUUCAAAGAAAAACGCCGAUUUCUUGUUGCACAGACUCCCUUGCCAGAGACCGUUAAUGCCUUCCUGACAUUGGUUGUCCAAGAAAACUGCUCAUGCAUUGUCAGUUUUGAACCAGACAUGGACAAACAAAGGAAUGUUGGAAUAUACUACCCGGCGGAAAACAUGCAGGUGUUAAAGAAGGGGUCAUUUGAAGUCAGCUCUUCACGUGAAACAAGGAAAUCCCACUAUGCAAUGAGAAACCUUAAAAUACGUCAUACGGGGGCGACAGGGCGUCUUCCUGAGAAAACUCUGUCCCACAUUCAGUUCACUGAGUGGGAUGAAAUUAAGAAUGUCCCUCUUUCUGUUAAAAACUUUCUCACCUUCCUGAAUGACGUGGAGGAAACAGCAAACAAACAGAAAGAUGGACCGAUACUUCUUCAUUGUUUUGAUGGAGCAGGCCGAACGGGUCUAUUCUGUGUGGUGUCAAUGCUGCUGAGGAAGAUGGCCAUAGAACACGAAGUUAGUGUUCUCAAUGAUGUUAGAAAGGUCAAGACCAUGCGUCGACUGGCGAUUCCGAAUUUGGAUCAAUUCAUAUUCUGUCACGAGAGCGUCAUGGAAUACUUGCGAGCAUUUGACAAGGAUGUGUAUGCUAACUUCGCUGGUUCAAAUGAAUAGAGACGAUACAUAAGGAACAUGGAUAACAAAACCAUACAUAUUUGGAACGCUAGUUUCAAACAAAAAGACAGUGUUGCAUUUGUUAUUAAUAGUAUUUUUGCUUUGUUUUGUGUUCUUACUAUAUACUUUACACUUACAGAUUUUAACUAUAACACAAUAUUUGUAUAUAAAAUACUGAUAUAUCAAACAGCGCCUUUUAUUUGUUAUUAUAUUGCGAGUAAUUGAUUAAUUAUGUUGCUGUUUUUUAUUUUCUAUUAUUUUGUAAUCGAUAUAUAAUUUUAUAAUAAGCAUAUGGAAAGCUUUCAGCAAAACUCUCGCACCACUUGAAUUAUAAAUCAUGUCUUAUCAAUUCAUUGACGUGAUAACAUGUCUUUUUUAAUCUCUUUGCUUUGCAUAUGAUGUAUGUCCACGUUUAUUUGCUUAAGCAGUAUCCAUUGUUCCAUGCGCUGUGAAAUGUUUGAGUAACAAAAUACAAACGUAGCCUCAACAAAACAAAAUUAAGGGUAACUAAUUGUGCUGUUGUAAUAUUGAGUCAGGAAAGGAUGACUUCUGAAGAAAGAUUGAUAAGAUUGCUACAGAGAAUACUAUUGGGUCAUUAAUUUGCCUUAGGUUAUAUGUAAAAGUAUAAUUGAAAUUUGAAUGUAAAUAAAUAUGUUCUUUCAAUUACUAACCCUUGAUUAAUUGUGUUGAGAAUAUUUGACCUAAGGACCAUUAAGUCACAACAGAUAUAAGGCAUACCGUCUAUAAAGGCAACCGAAAAGGAAGCAUGAAACGACGAUCCCACUACUAGCAACCGUCGAAAAGUUUGGACAAUUGGUUUUGUACCAGAUUGACAAAUGGCAUAUUAAAACUGUCCGAUCAACAAAACGAUUUAAAUAUGAGAUUCGGCCGUUCGUCCGAGUGUAGCCAGCUGUUGUUUUAAAGUUGAAUGUAAAAUAGAAUUUCCUUGGCUAUGUGUCUUCAGUGUUGUGAAAUACGGCAGGAGAGAACAAAAGGUUUCAUAUACACUAAUGGCUUUCUAAACUAUU
Mya arenaria is the source of this 3041-nucleotide messenger RNA. Its product is annotated as receptor-type tyrosine-protein phosphatase alpha-like. The record is from RefSeq and is a predicted model, not a curated record. Gene Ontology annotation, molecular function: protein tyrosine phosphatase activity. The transcript has 18 exons. Lineage: Eukaryota; Metazoa; Mollusca; Bivalvia; Myida; Myidae. The coding region runs from base 1 to 2013 and encodes 670 amino acids. Gene Ontology annotation, biological process: protein dephosphorylation.